This is a messenger RNA of Hypanus sabinus (Atlantic stingray), 3588 nucleotides long. RefSeq names its product multivesicular body subunit 12B-like. NCBI's taxonomy places the organism in Eukaryota, Metazoa, Chordata, Chondrichthyes, Myliobatiformes, Dasyatidae. The coding region runs from base 188 to 1168 and encodes 326 amino acids. The transcript has 12 exons. Gene Ontology annotation, biological process: regulation of epidermal growth factor receptor signaling pathway; virus maturation; viral budding. Gene Ontology annotation, cellular component: ESCRT I complex; late endosome. The record is from RefSeq and is a predicted model, not a curated record.
CGCCCGCGCUCCCCUCCCCACCCCUCGCUCCCUUGGCUGAGCCCCGGCGCACGGCUCCACGCCAGCCCGAGGCUCGGGCCGCGGCGGCAGGCCCCGGCCUCUGAUUUCUCUUUAAACCACCACCCCCUCCUCCUCACCCCCUCGCUUUGUUUCGGCAAAUUGCAAUAAAGUCGGGCGGCGGGUGGCCAUGAAAAGCUGUUUCUGCGUCAGACGGAGGGACGAGCUGCCGCAGCUAACAAGUCGUUCAAUGAUGCCUGAAAUAUGGGAUCUGUCUGAAGCUUUGCCGGAUUUGUCCAUGGAUCCAAUUACGGGUGUUGGAGUGGUUGCAUCACGGUAUCGGGCACCUGCCAGUUACGAAGUAAUUUCGCUAACAGCAGAUGGCUUGGAUGCUGACCUCUGGAAGGACGGCUUAUUUAAAUCUAAGGUCACUAGAUAUCUCUGUUUUACGAGAUCAUUUUCUAAGGAAAACAGCCAUUUAGGGAACGUGCUAGUGGAUAUGAAGCUGAUCGAUUUAAAGGAUACUUUACCAGUGGGCUUUAUCCCUAUUCAAGAAACAGUGGACACACAGGAGCCAGCUUUCAGGAAGAGAAGAUUGUGCAUCAAGUUUAUUCCUCGUGACUCGACUGAAGCUGCCAUUUGUGAUGUAAAAAUCUUUGGCAAAUCCAAGCAGGCUCCCCCACAAUAUACCUUCAUUGGGGAGUUGAAUAAUAUGGGAAUCUGGUACAGAAUGGGAAAAGUUCCAAGGACACAAGAAAUCCCAACCUCAGCCACAGUGGCGACAACAACAACGUCUGUAGCCCUGACGUCAUCUUCACCAACGCCUGCUCCUAACCUUCCCAGGCACAUAUCUUUGACACUUCCUGCCAGUUUCCGAAAUAAGGUGCCUGGUACCAGGCCAGACUUUGAACACCAGACCUCCAGCCUAUAUGCCAUAUCAGCAAUGGAUGGCGUGCCUUUCACGAUUUCAGAGAAAUUCGCAAGUGCAAUAGAAGCUGUGCAGCCAGAUGAUUUAAUGGGCAUAACAAUCAAAUCGUUGGCUGAAAUAGAAAGGGAAAUAUUGGAACAUGUAAAGGAAAAAGCUCUCUAUAUGCAUUCAGCUAGCGUGAACAGAAUUGUACUGUUCACUUGUGCUCCUGAUUCUCAGUGGAAACACCAUGUUUCUCCAUAAGUACGACUACAGCUUUAGAACAGAACAGAGUGCGGCUGCUCGUCUCCCACCAAGUCCCGCAAAAUGCCUGCAGUCACCGAUGUCCUGAAGACUGAUCUUACUGGGACUGGUGUAAAACUCUGGGACAGAUAACUACUGGAACAAGCACCGUCAGAAGCAGCAUUGUUGGAGAUUUUGCAUUAUGUACCUUCUACUGAAAUAGCAGCCUUGUACUGGCAAAAUGGACAGUAUUUCCAAUAACCAACAAUCUACCUACAACUUAACCUUUUGUACAUGGACUUUUGUAAAUAGUGGUUAACGCAAUCCUUAAUUUCAGAUCUUCAGCCCUCGGAUGUGAUUAACCUGUUAUUAAGCAAAGGCUGGGCGUUUUUGCUUUCAUGAGCCAUAGUUUAUAUCUUUUCAUUGUUUCUUUCACCUGUGUAAUUUUGCACACUUUAGAAAUCCUACUAGAACAGUCACUUUCACAAUCUGUGCAGAAUCUUGGUUAAUAUAUAAUCAGACAUUUCUUUUAAAACAGUAUACAAAAUUAGAAGUACUUUUUAAACUGAAAAAAAAAACUUGGAAAUAUCAUGACAUAGCUGCUUUAUUUACUAAUAAUUCAAACUUUUAUCCCAAAAUAUUGAAUGAUAUUCAAGCCUGAAUUUAGCAAAGUCAAUGUAUUGUUUUUUCUGUGCAGGUCAGCAAACGGGGAAUUAGAGACGCUCACGAGUAUUGGUUAUCUCACAAUGUGCCGAAAUACAUUUGUACAUGAGCGUUCUCGCAUUGUUUUCUUUCCAUUGCUCCUUUAAUCCAAGACCGCUCUCCACCCUUUAUGGGUUGUGGUUUAAUCCGUGCUUGCUCUCUUUAUUUCUUCCCCUGAAUUCUUCAAGGCUGUUAAAUUUUCUGUCAGAAUUAAUGUGAUACCAGAAACCCAAGUUGGAUAAAAUUCCAGCAGAUUUUCGGUGCUGUUAGUAAAGUAUUUUUCUCUUUUUAUCCCCCCCCCCAGUUUUCUGUUGAGAUUGUCAUUAUCUUCAGCAAAACCUUCCAGCCUGUAAAUUCUUUCACCGUACUUUUUUUUAAAUGUUGUUUUAAGAAAACAGUAUUGGUUAUGUGGUAAUUGGUGAAUGAGAAUUAAAACAGGAUCUUCCUCAUUGAUACUUUAUCAACCUGAGGCAUUUGUGCUAUCUGAAUGCAUUAUUUGAUUAUAGUCUUUCUACACUUACAUAAAGUAUGAUUCUGUGAUUGUAAUCUGAGUGAAAAGUAUAGGUUUGUCAAAUGCACUGAAUUUGCUUUGCACUGCAUUUUGAUUUAAUAUUUUGGGCUCUCUUUAUAACAUGCAUUUUGCUUUUCAAAACUCCUUUUUUUUGUCUUGUUUGGAACUCUUAACACUGUGGAAAUGCUGUGUUACGAAGCCUUGCUAUUGUCUCUUUCUUCAAUGGCAAAGCUUUGCUCACCAGCCUUUCGCCCAACAAACCCAGCUGAGCACUGCUGCCUCUUUGCAACCCGUACCAGGAAAAGUCGACGUUCAGUCCUAAGCGUGCAGCAGACACCAGACAGUGGACAGCAGCUGAUGAACAAAGUAGACACAAGCUGACUGGUUUAUACUUAGCCUGUAGCUGUUAUGUAUAGCGAUUUUUCCACCCUUCCCAUCAGCACCUACCCCCCCCCCCCCCCCCCCCGAUGUCUUCAUGCCCAGUGCAAACCAAAAGCUGCCCAUUGUCAGACCGGUUUUGUGGGUCAAGCUGAAUAGUUGUCAGUGCUUUAGAACUGCAUGUCUGUAACUGUGUGUGGGGAAACUUGUUUAGGAUAGUGCCUCAUAACCCGUGGUGUAAAACAAGUAUUCUGACUCGGCACAGUAUGCUUGAGCUAGGUGUUUCAAAGCCUUGGAACAGUUGAUUUUUCAGUCCUGCAUGAGCUGUGUCCUUAAUUCUUUAGUCUAAGGAAGCGGAGCUGCAUUUCCUGUGUCUAUUUUGUCGAGAUUACGCAAAGCACCUGAUCGUUGUUUCCGAAAAGACAUUUUGUUUUCAUAUUGACUGCAACUAACAAUAUGGAGGAGCUUAGAGAUGCAACGGUAGUCUGUUACUGAAGGAGAAACCUUUUUGUAAAACAGAGCUGAUUGCUUUAAGUAUGGUCAGCUAUCUUCAUUUCACUCACUUGCGUUUAUUUUAAUUAAAACAUAACAACAUGAGACAUUUGAAGUGUAGAAAUUCCACCCAAAUACUACAAUUUCUUUGAAAAUAUUUGAAAAACUUUUAGCUUUCUUAACAGCUGAUUUUUAAUUAUGUGGGAGAUUUAAACCACUGUUCUGAAAAAUUUUGAAAUUAAACCUUUGCUGUAUUUAUUGUAAACUUGUCUCUGUACUUGCAGACGAAGUUUUACAAUUUGGUUUAUAGCGUCUGUAUUAAUGUAACUUGUUAAAUAAAAUAUCCAUUUUAACUGGC